Entelurus aequoreus (snake pipefish) is the source of this 1037-nucleotide messenger RNA. RefSeq names its product mitochondrial inner membrane protease ATP23 homolog. Gene Ontology annotation, biological process: mitochondrial protein processing; mitochondrial proton-transporting ATP synthase complex assembly. Bases 162 to 860 code for a protein of 232 amino acids. NCBI's taxonomy places the organism in Eukaryota, Metazoa, Chordata, Actinopteri, Syngnathiformes, Syngnathidae. The transcript has 6 exons. Gene Ontology annotation, cellular component: extrinsic component of mitochondrial inner membrane. The record is from RefSeq and is a predicted model, not a curated record. Gene Ontology annotation, molecular function: metalloendopeptidase activity.
CUUGUCAACCGCCUUAAACCAAAGAAGAAGAAGUAUCACGUGACAUAGAGGAACAGCAUUGACCUCUUUUGCUAGCUAGCAUGCUAUCCUAGCUGACGCGAUCCUAGCCGGGGGACAAAGUUUCAUUCCAAUAUUUCCAAAUAUUCAACAACACUUCAACAAUGGGCCAGGCCAAAGAAGAGAAAGACUAUGGAUACGACUUAUUUCCAGAGAGGGAGGCUAAGAAUGUAAAACAAAGAUCUGUAUCGAAUCUGUUCACCUUUUACAAUAAGUGUCAGUUCAUGUUGAAUAACACUGUGAACCAUAGUCCAUACGCCAAACUCCUCCUCAGCGCCAUGAGCAACUCUGGAUGUGAAGUGCUCAAAGACCGCCAUUUUUCCUGCGAAGAUUGCGAUGGGACAGUCAGCGGAGGGUUUGACGCGGCCACGUCCCAAAUAGUUUUGUGUCAGAACAACAUCCAGAAGCAGUCCCACAUGAACCGAGUGGUCACGCACGAGCUCAUCCACGCUUUCGACCACUGUCGGGCUCACGUGGACUGGUUCAGCAACUUCAGACAUCUAGCAUGUUCCGAGAUCCGGGCCGCUAACCUGAGUGGAGACUGCUCCUUCCCCAAUGAAAUGUCAAGAUACCACUUCGGCAUGAAGCAGCAUCAUCAGGAGUGCGUCCGAAACCGCGCCCUGCGCUCCAUCCUGGCCGUGCGGAAGAUCAGCCGGGAGGAGGCGGAGAAGAUAGUGGCGGAGGUCUUCGACUCGUGUUUCAAUGACCACGCCCCCUUCGAGCGCAUCCCACACUCCCAGAAGGACGCUAAAUUUGCCCACAGAAAUUACCAGAACAGAAGUCGAUACUACGCAAACAUUUAGUGCACAGCUUGUCCUCUGGGACACAUUUUGGACAUUAAUUCUGUACAAGAAGAUCAUAAGUAGUGAAAGUCAAAUAUCAGAAGAGUGUUUUUUAAAUUUUUGUCCCGUUUGUCCGCUUAUUUUCCUUUAAAUACAGCUGAUUUAAAUUCAAGCCAAUUAAAUCCUUCUUAACAUUGA